CUACACCUCAGAUGUUCUGAAACCAAGUGCUCCAUUGUGGACAUACUAGUAUUGCAAAUAUUGUUUUGGAUGUUAUGGAUAAACAGGGUACUGGUUCUGACAUCGAAUGGCCACCAAAAUUUUGGGACAAGAUAAUAAUAUCCUUCUCAGUUUCCAUGGCAAUUGGACUCGUGAUUGGAGGGAUAAUCUGGGCGUUGUUUACUUGCUUGUCCCGUCGCAGAGCCAGUGCCCACAUUUCACAGUGGAGCCCCUCAACUUCUACCCGCCGUUCCAGACCUCCUUCUCAUGGUCCAGCUGCCAACAGGCCUGGAUUCUACCGCAACAGCAGCUGUGAACGUCGCAGCAACCUCAGCCUGGCCAGUCUCACCUUCCAACGGCAAGCCUCCCAGGAGCAAGCCAACUCCUUCCCAAGAAAAUCAAGCUUUCGAGCCUCCACUUUCCAUCCCUUUUUGCAGUGUCCUCCACUCCCUGUGGAAACUAACAGUCAGCUGAUUACUCUGACUCCCACUAGCACCACCACUACAGUUGCAGGAAGCACCACCAACAGCUUAAGUCAACCUGAAUUCCACUGGUCUAGCAACAGUCUCCGCAUCUGCCAUUCAACACAAACCCCUCCUCCUGCCUAUGAGACCAUCAUAAAAGCUUUCCCAGACUCUUGAAUUGGACUUUUGUUUUAAAUACUUAGAUAUGGGUAUGCAUACAUAUCUUAGAAAGAACCUCCACCACCCAAGACAGAUUUUCUGUGUGCUUAGAGGACAUCGGUGAACCCUUCCUGUUGCUGUAGUAUGCUGCAAAAAGGACAUACAUUGGUGAGAUGCAGGUGACACUGAUUCAUUAAACAAGAUGCAGUAUUCUGUUGCCUCAACAAACCUUCUUCUCCAAGUUACUGCUCUGCAGUGUAGAUGUGUAUUUAUAUUAUCCUUUGAAUUAGUAACAGCUGUAGGGCUUCUAAUGUAGAGGGAAAAUCUUCUAUACUUUAAGAAACUGGUGACUAAUAGAAGAAAUGAGCCAGGUUAAGAGUACUUUGUUGCUACCCAUUCAUUAAUUUCCUUCAAAGUUCACUCUUUGUCUUUGUGUUUGGGUUGUUUUGGGAGUCCUGUUUUUAAACAUUUUGUCUGUGAGUUUUAGAUUCUCAGGCCCGGUACAGAGUGAUCAGAGUGAUCCACCAGUAUAAGUGAUCAGAAACUAAUCUAUACCCAUAACUGAACAGAAGUUUGACACACACAGACUGGUUUAAACAUAGUGGAACCCUGUCUAAGAUUUGCUUCCCUCCCCCCAGCUCCCCACCAAAGGCUGAACAUGUAUUCUGCUUGCAACCGAUCUAAACUACACCACUUAUAGAAAACCAUGUAAUUUAGAUUGAUUCUGCCUUGGGGCUUUUGAAUGUCUGUACAGAGCCUCAGUAGUUACUUUGUUUUAUCCCUUACACAAAGGACUUUAUUCUUUACAUCCCUUUGACCUCCUGUACUCAAACAUUCCCAGGAACCUCUGAGCAGAGCCAUGGUUUAAAGUCAUUUUAGAGUUCCAGUUUUGUAAUGGGUAAUGCAGGUCCCAUUUUAAUGUUUGUAUUGGCUCCGAAUUACACCAAACAAUUCUUGCUUACACAGAAUUCUCCAAAAGAGGAAUCAUAAACAUUUUCCAACAGGGAAUUGGAAUGCACCAGCUUGGCCCUGAGGUGGAUGGACCUGAGGAUCCACUGGUUUUCCAUGCCACCUAGUUGUAUUGCAGUGCAAAAAAAAGAGCUGCCUACCAGUGAAGGGAGUGCAUCAUGGUACCCCGCCAUGAUGCACUGUGGGCAGAGUGCUCUACCUCCAAAAACUGCUGAAAUCAUGACUCCAUGUGCCAAAUCCAAAGGUUCCACAGGCUGGAUGUGUCCUAUGGAGCAUAGGUUGCGACCCUUGAUAUGAAUUGUGGCCAAAAAAGGUAAAGCAUUAAAAAAAUUGUGAAAAAGAGGUAUCUCUAACCAAGUAAAAAAUUAAUGACAAAUUAAUUAAUGAAAAAUAAACACUAUAUAGACACUAUAUUCUGUAAUCAGCAGAAUGAGUAGUUACAUUUUAUUACCGUAUAAGGCAACGAAGAGCAGAACCCUUGACAUUUCUCUCUCAGACUUGGUCAGCAAGAUAAACAGCAUGAAUGGCAACUAUUUUUAAUUAAGCUUCCUGAUUUGCUAUGGGAAUACUCAUUUCCGCUCUUUAAAUUGUAUUUCUCAUGCUGCGCAAAUGUUUCAUCCUUCCUGGAAUACUACUCAGUGAAACACUGUAUUUUGCUAAAGGGAAAUGGCUUAGACAACAAGGGUAAAAUUCUGAUUCUAUUAAUGUCAAUGGUAAAACUCUCAAGACUCAGAUUUCAACAUUUCUGUGUUUACUUAUACAACUGCUUUAGUAUGUAAAGAUAUGAAUAGGGUAUUUAGAAUAGAUUAAUGCAGACUUUGACUUUCAGGAAGGUAGAGCAAUUACAACAGGUUUCCCAUGGGCAUAGAAGUGGCAGAUUCCACUGACAUGGGAGAACAUCAGGUUUUGGAGCAAGGGAGAAAGACAAACUCAUUCAAUUUGUUCUAGGUCCUAAUAACUGCAAUGAGGGCUGUAUUAGUCCCAUAAUGAACAGUUUUAUGUUUGAAUGCCGGGAAGGGAGUUUCAACAUAAAGGAUGCCAACUGGAAGAACAACACUGCUCAUUCCUGGAAUAUUAAUAACUUUAGCUCCUGUGAAGAAUUGGGAAAAGAGUUAUUAGUUACAGUGGGCUUGAGUUAUUAGUUACAGGUCCUUAAUGAGAACCAGCAACUGCAGCUGUAGUCAAUGGGAACAACAGGCACUCAGCAAUUCUCAGGAGCAGGCAAGUUGCUUAUCAUUCAAGAUUCCUACGCUUUCAGUGGGUGUUGCGAGCACAUCACCUUGAAGUGCUUUACAUCUUUCAUGAGCGGGCCCUGAGUCACCAGUAUUGAUCUUUGCACUUUAGUUUCCAAGCCUGCUGUUUUCUCUUUGCAAAUAUCACUACUAGUUCUAAACAACCUUCCCAACUUUUUUAAAGGAAAAAUAUUUUGCAUUCAGUAUACUGUCUGCCUUUUUUAAUGUGCACCUUUUUUCCUUUAUAAAAUUAAAUUUGAUUGUGAGAAAUACAUAUCAUUCAUAAAGUUUGUAUCCAGUGUUUUGCUGCAGAAAGUAUGGAUUCUAAUAAACUAAGGGCCACUAAUGGUUCUGACUUCAGUCAGAAGAAGGCUUCUGCUAUUGUAUUAUACAUUUCAUUUUUUAAAAUGUUUCUGGGUAGGCUUCACUGCACCCCAAAUACAUCUGCACAGUGUCUAAUGUCCCUCUGAAAGGUAAUACCACCUGUUGUAAUGUCUAUGAUACAAUAAAGUCUAUUUCUGUUCUGCUGGUAAUUCAUUUCAGCGGACUAUUCAUAUGAGAAGUGAGAGGAGGAUAUGGUCCACAGUAUGUAACCAAGUUAUUUCAAAGUGAUUGCUCCUUGCCAUUGAAAUAAUUACAAAAAAAAAGUAAAUAUUUACUUGUGGUAGACAAAUACAAGAUUUGCAGUAUAACCAUAUAUUAUUUCUUGUAUUAAACUAUAGUUAGAAAGUAAUAUAGGAGGAAAGGCUAUAAUGUUCUGUAUUUUUUCCUUUAGAAAUCCAUACUGGCCACAAAAACUGUUUUAUUUCCCCUGGAUCACAGAAACUAGAACAUGAAUUCUUUGGUGCAUAACCAAUAUGGAUGUCAACUGCUUAACUAACAGCAUGAGCAAAAACUGAGAUUAAUAUUUUGUAAGCAUUGUGGAAACUUUGGAAUGUGAAAUAAAGGUAGAAACUGUAAUCUG
Messenger RNA from Alligator sinensis (Chinese alligator), 3806 nucleotides. RefSeq names its product MYC target 1 (gene MYCT1). The record is from RefSeq and is a predicted model, not a curated record. The coding region runs from base 75 to 659 and encodes 194 amino acids. NCBI's taxonomy places the organism in Eukaryota, Metazoa, Chordata, Crocodylia, Alligatoridae. Gene Ontology annotation, cellular component: nucleoplasm. The transcript is spliced from 2 exons.